AUGAAGUUUUUCGAGAAUAAAUUCACUUACGACUAUUCCUUUCCUGCUGUUUCCCUCGCCUACUUCCUCCGCUAUCCAAACCCCUAUUCCCGCCAUGUCCUUACUACCGACGUGAUCGAGCGACAUGUCGACCCAAACACUCAACGCCUUCACACCACGCGGCUGCACCUAAAGAAAUCAAAGAUUCCCUCGGGUAUACUGAAAUUGCUACCCAAGGGAAUGGGUGGCUCUGACAACUCUGGCCAGAGCUACAUCCUGGAGACCACUGUGGUCGACCCCAAUGAGGGUUGGAUGACGACUGAAUCCCGCAACAUGGAAUGGACUGGUAUUCUGAGCGUCGUUGAGAAGCAACACUACCAGCGGCAAUUUGCUGAAGGAGAUGCGCGCGCUUUGGAUGCGCUAUCACUCGACAAGAACAACGAACAAACUACUGUUCGGACCACCGUGACAUUUAAGUCACGACUCGGUAACGGGAAAUUACUGGGACGGAAGAAGACCGAAUCUAUUUCAGGGCAGGUCGAUGCGGAAGAGGAGGCUCCUAAGAAGGGCUUUUUCUCAUCGCUGUCUACUGCAGGCAUUCAGCGGACCAUCGAGCUGAUUGGAGUUAGUCGGACACGUGACGCGGUGCUGAAGAGCAAGGAAGGAAUGAACAUUGUCCUGGAGCGUCUGCGUAAGGGUGGCAUCGUCGGUGUUUUGGAAGGUAUGCGCAAAGAUCGCGAGGCGGCAUUCGGACCUGAUGGGCCUUGGAAGCGCGUGUGGUUGAAUGGAAGUGGCCCCAAUGGUCGGGCCAUUGAGGACGACGACUAA
Molecule: messenger RNA, 807 nt
Organism: Penicillium maclennaniae
Lineage: Eukaryota; Fungi; Ascomycota; Eurotiomycetes; Eurotiales; Aspergillaceae
Product: MSF1 domain protein
Exons: 1
Coding region: 1-807 (268 amino acids)
Biological process (GO): phospholipid transport
Cellular component (GO): mitochondrial intermembrane space
Molecular function (GO): phosphatidic acid transfer activity
Source: RefSeq, a predicted model, not a curated record